Molecule: messenger RNA, 3209 nt
Organism: Linum trigynum
Lineage: Eukaryota; Viridiplantae; Streptophyta; Magnoliopsida; Malpighiales; Linaceae
Source: the annotation of a GenBank genome assembly
CACAUCGUUUUGAGCGUGAAAACAAUUGACACUUCAGAAUCAGAAGCAUUUCCGUUCUUCCAAGUUCCAACCUUUCUCUCUUUUCCGUAAUGCAUCAGCUUCAGAAAAUGACAAUAAGAGUGGUGAUCGCAUUUUCAUGAUCAAGAUUCAAGAAGAAACCCCCCCACUUCUCCCAACACCUAAAUAUGGGAAAGAGCUUUAAUGCUGUGUAACGUCAGAGGUAAUCCACAAGAAUGCUUUUUUUAUGCAUACGAUCUCUGCUGGCAAGCCAUGCGGGUGGUUGUUUUUUGGUUUCGUUGCACAAAACUGUUCGUCUGAUUGCCUGACUGAGAAUUUUGGUUUACUGCAUUGUAAGCUUGUUCAGAAAAUGGAGCCGAACGUCUUGUUAUAGCGAUUUGAUUGGUUAUUGUUAAUUUCAAUUACCCACCAUAAACCCAGUUCGAGUUUCCGAAAAAAGAUCGAAGCUUUCCUGAAUGGGUUGGAGAUACAGAGCUGGGUUGGGACUGAUUGGCACGGUUGUUUUCAUUUGGGUUGCCUCUGCAGAGAUCACUCAGAGCAUCUUCGAAAAGUAUGAACAGCCUUUUGCUCUGACUUACCUCGGGGUGUCACUGAUGUUGCUCCAUCUACCAAUAGCAUUCUUGAAAGAUUGGCUGUGUAGCUUGUUUGGACGGACUAAGGAGGAGAUUCAGAAUCCCAACAUCACUUCUUCUUCAGUAGUUGAGGUGGUAGAUCGGCAUGGUGAAUCACACCAGUAUUCUUCUGAAACUAACAGAACAACAAGAAGCUGUCACUUGAUUAACAAGGAUCUCAGUGAGAGGGAAGAAGGAAGGCCUUUGAUUUACAACAAGGAAGUUGUUAACAAACAUGGUGAUCAUCAUCACUUGCACUAUAAACUGAAUCCCCAACUUGGUUCGCGCGAAAUUGCUAAAUCUAGCUUGUAUCUUGCUCCAAUUUGGUUCCUAUCAGAGUACUUGUCCAACUCAGCCCUUGCAUACACCAGUGUUGCCAAUACGACUGUCAUCAGUUCUACCUCAGGGCUCUUCACGCUUGCAUUUGGGGCACUUCUUGGUCAGGACUCGAUAAAUGCGGCUAAGGUGGUUGCUGUACUGAUUAGCAUGGCUGGUGUAGCCAUGACCACAGUUGGAAAGACUUGGGCAAGAGAUGAAGGGUUGACCCCACAUGAAACAAGAAAACACUCAAUUGAGGGGGACAUACUAGGUCUAUUCUCAGCCAUAUCAUAUGCCUUGUUCACCGUGCUGCUCAAGAGGUCUGCAGGAUCCCAAGAUGAAAAGGUUGACAUGCAAAAAAUUCUAGGAUUCAUUGGCAUUUUCACUCUUGUUGGCCUUUGGUGGCUAUUAUGGCCUCUCAGUGCAUUAGGAAUAGAACCCGGAUUCAGCUUCCCCGACUCGGUAUCAAUUGAUGAAAUUGUGGUGCUAAAUGGCCUCGUGGGAAACGUUUUAGCAGACUACUUUUGGGCUGUUUCUGUGAUUUGGACUACGCCAUUGGUGGCCACACUGGGGAUGUCCUUGACCAUUCCUCUCGCCAUGAUGGCUGACAUGGUGAUUCAUGGCCGUCACUACUCUGCCAUCUACAUCAUCGGCUGCCUGCAGGUAUUUGCAGGUUUUAUCUUAGCCAAUCUUUCAGACAAGUUCUCAGGGGAUGCAGAGUUGUAGCUGCAGGCAGGGAUCCUAGUAGAAGAGAAUGAACUAGAUCCUUGUUCCCGCGGAAAUGUAACGACAAAUGUUCAAAUGUAGUCCAUCCGAGACCUGCUAACUAACAUGGUCCUGUUUCGAGCAUUUGGUCGGCCCGUCUCUUUUGUUCUGCAUGUGUAGAACUUCCUUAACUCUAUAAUAUCUUUGUCGGCCUGUGUAUCGCCUUGCUCUUGUUGCUAGAGCAUGAAUGAUGGAACUCUUUUAGCGGCCAUUUACUCAUAGAGCUUCACACAUAUGGAUCCACAAGACUUGAUGUAGACCAUGAUCAAGUAAGCUUUGGGGUAAUUAACCAUUGUAUCAAUGGAAACACAAUUAACUUGGUAGGAAUUGACCUUCUAUCAGCACAUUCAUAACAACAACACUAAAGAGUAGAAAAAUAUGAACGACGUCAAGAGGUCCUUUGCCUUCAUUGAUGUCAACUGGGGUAAUGUUUCGCUGGUAGCUUUCAUUCAUGUUGUGGUUCAGUUUGCUCCGUAUGUGGUAUUGAUUCCAUUACUCACGUCCUUGGCUGGCUACAAGUUCUUGGCUUAUGGUAGCAAGAGGGCUAGUGAUGAUGAUGGGAUCAUGGGAUGGAAGAAGAUACUGGAGGUGCUCUUCUAGCUACACCAGAAAAAAGGAUAACAUGUAACAAAGGUGGUACCUGCCAUGCUCAUGAUGGAAUGGCUGAACAAUCAUGUACAGAUUGGUCAUAUGAGGUUGAACAACCGAACUAAAUUUUGAAGUUAGCAUCAUAUCAAUUACCAAGCACAUGUAUAGAUUGUGAAAUUUAUUUGGGUCAUAAACCUUGCCAUGCACACAUAGGUUAUGAUUUCUUUUCAUACAUAUAUGAUGUUUCCAUAUGAAAUAUAUGAUUUUUUUGCAUAUACAAUAGCGCUUAGUAGAGAAAUUCAUUGUGCUCGUAUAAGUGUAUGUUCUCAUAAUAUAGUGUUGUUAUGAGAUAUUGGUGAAAAUUAAACUUUUCAUGACAAACACGACAAAAAAAGAGUCAUAUAUCGACAAAAGAUUCAUCGACAAAGGUUAUUCCUUGAUAGUCGCUAUUUGGAAAAUGGAGGAGGUUGUGGAUUUUGCUACGAACUUUUCGGGUUCAACUGCGGAUGUAUUCGUCACAGAUUUGCAAGGGUGUUAUUGCGACAAAUAUAAUUUGUUGCAGAAAUAGAAUACUUGUGGUUAUUGACAAGAAGUUUAUUCGACCCCGUUACUCCAAAUGGUAUAGCGACAACAGAGAAGUCUCGAAACUUGAAAUCGAAAAAAAACGUUUUGUUGUCAGAGGAGCGGUUUCUUCCCAACAAAAGCAACCUGAGUUUUGUUGUUGGUCCCAUUUUUUCUUUUUGAAAUAUUUUAUGAGCUCACUUUCCCAGUUUGCAAUUGAAGUUAUUGCAUUGCUAUUCGUCCUAAAAUUCUUAUUCUUCGUCCUAACUAAGUUAAAUUUACUUUAAUACCUUUAGUUCAUUUAUUUGUCUUUCAUUCCUCAGCAUGUAAUAAGUAUUGAUCUUGGUG